Ictalurus furcatus (blue catfish) is the source of this 4436-nucleotide messenger RNA. RefSeq names its product p21 protein (Cdc42/Rac)-activated kinase 5 (gene pak5). Gene Ontology annotation, cellular component: cytoplasm. Gene Ontology annotation, biological process: intracellular signal transduction; regulation of MAPK cascade; apoptotic process. The transcript has 9 exons. NCBI's taxonomy places the organism in Eukaryota, Metazoa, Chordata, Actinopteri, Siluriformes, Ictaluridae. Gene Ontology annotation, molecular function: ATP binding; protein serine/threonine kinase activity. The record is from RefSeq and is a predicted model, not a curated record. The coding region runs from base 678 to 2912 and encodes 744 amino acids.
CGUAGUGAGUUACGUAGUCUUGUUUCAUUGAGAAGUGUUUCUGACCCUUGUGGAGGAUGGGUUCUUCAGUGAAAUAAAUAACUUCUGAACUAGGUAUCAUCUCUUAGUGCUGUCUAGAAUGUGUGUGCUGGUGUUUAUGUGACAGUCUAUGUCCUCACUGCUCGUAGCAGCUGUCUUUCUCUCUCUAUCUCUAUUUCUCUCUCACUCUUUCUUUUCACUUGGGUGACUGUACACUCACACUCUCACUCACACAGUGUGAUAGACGGUGGGUGUUCUGUCCGUGGCAGAACACUACGGAUGUCGUGCGUGCCGGUUUGUGUGUUAGUUAGUCAACACAAGGUGACAUGGUGUCCAUGGAGAUGAGAGGCAGUGCUAGAGUAGGAAUUCAGGGCACACACAGGAGGAUGGUGUCAGCCUGGGAGAGUCUCUGCUGUCCCGCAUCCCAAUGGCCCGGGCUUAGCCUGUCUGCAUUAGGCUGCUGGCGUUGGCAUUUUUUUUUUGGCAGUGUUUCUUUGGUCAUUACAGGAGUGUGAAUGGGUGAGCCCAAGGCGAGGCCUCUACUACACCCACAGUGAAGAGCCGGGGAAUGUGUUUCCAACAUUACAUACCCUUAUGGACGUUUUUGUAGAAGUGAAUAUUAUGAAAUUCUUGAGCUGUUAUUUAAUGAAAGCGGACAAAUGAAUCUGAUACCAGGUCUGUCCAGCUUUUCCAACAUGUUUGGAAAGAAGAAGAAAAGACUGGAAAUCUCGGCCCCCUCGAACUUUGAGCAUCGUGUGCACACAGGGUUUGACCCCCGCGAGCAGAAGUUCACCGGGCUGCCUCAGCAAUGGCAGAGCCUCCUGGCAGACACGGCCAACCGGCCCAAACCCAUGGUAGACCCGUCCUACAUCACACCCAUUCAGCUGGCCCCUAUGAAGACCAUUGUGCGGGGCAGCAAGCCACCCAAAGAUGCUUCCAUCAAUGGACUACUCGAAGAGUUUGACAACAUUUCUGUGACCCGUUCCAACUCUCUGCGCAAAGAGAGUCCACCAGGAGCCCACCAGGCCAGUUCAGUCAAGCAGCUGUCUAUAGCUUCGGCUAACGCCAGCAGCAGCGGCCCAGAGGAGAACGGCUUCAGCCACUACUUUGCCCGAUAUUCCUGCGAUCUGGACAGCAGCAGGGACUUUCCACUGGAGCGGGACAAAGGUGCGUAUGAUGGAGAAUGGGCGGUUGGGCGCCAUUACCGCUUCUCCUUCAAACAGAACGGCCACACCAUUCGCAGCCCUUUCUACCCAGAUGCCAUGCCUCAGAAGUCCUCCGAUUAUGGCAAGAUGCCACCAGACUACCACGCCUACUUAGAGAGCAAGGUGCGCCUGUCCACAGAUGAGAUGGCUGCAGGUGGCAGUAGGAACUAUUACAGGGCCUCUCUGGGAGGAUCCAGUCAGGAUUACCGCGAGCAGCCAUUGGGGACGCCGUCACGGGCCUCCCUACACAGUGAGCAGAUCAACUACCCGGAUGGUGACUGGGGUGGAGGUAUCUAUACUGCAGCGCUGAGGGAUGACUAUGAAAAGAGGCCAAAGUCAUCAUACAUUUGUCAGACAAGCCCCCAGCCAGCCAUUCGGCAGCGCUCCAGAUCAGGCUCUGGCUUACAGGAGCCUAGUUUGCCCUACGGCAUCAGUGCCUUCAAGGCUGCACCGCACGGGCCAUACAGCUCCUAUACUUACCCUCGUCUUUCUGAAAACACCUCUGCCUCCCAGAUCAUUGGCAAGGGCGAGUAUGACAGGAGGUCUCGGGAUGGGAGCCCGCAGGUGCCAGGAGCCGAGACGUACCCUCGCGGCCCCUUCAAACUACCUCAGAGCCAUGCCAAGAUGGGCUACCCACCAAGCUUUCAGUACCCACCUCCUUUUCACUACAAGCCAUCGCCCUAUCACCACCCUCCAUCUCAGCCCAGUCCUCCAUACACCCCUCAGGGGGCUCACUCCCAGCCCUCCUCACCCUACAUCCCUCCUGGAUACUGGGGCUCAGCCUGUGAGCCUCCACCACCCUCACGUGUCUCUCAUGAGCAGUUCCGUGCUGCGCUGCAGCUUGUAGUGAACCCAGGUGACCCACGUGAGUACCUGGACAACUUCCUAAAGAUUGGCGAGGGCUCUACAGGCAUCGUGUGCAUCGCCACGGAGAAGCACAGCGGCAAGCAGGUGGCCGUCAAAAAGAUGGACCUGAGAAAACAGCAGCGGCGCGAGCUGCUCUUUAAUGAGGUGGUGAUUAUGAGGGACUACCACCAUGAAAACGUGGUGGACAUGUAUAAUAGCUACCUGGUUGGAGACGAGCUCUGGGUGGUGAUGGAGUUCCUGGAAGGCGGGGCUUUAACAGAUAUCGUCACGCACACAAGGAUGAAUGAGGAGCAGAUUGCCACAGUGUGUCUGUCGGUGUUGAAAGCCCUCUCAUAUCUCCACACGCAGGGAGUCAUCCACAGAGACAUAAAGAGUGACUCCAUCCUCCUCACUAGUGAUGGCAGGAUAAAGCUCUCUGACUUUGGCUUUUGUGCUCAAGUCUCAAAAGAUGUGCCUAAGCGAAAGUCCUUGGUUGGCACACCAUACUGGAUGGCACCCGAGGUCAUCUCCAGGCUGCCAUAUGGCACUGAGGUUGAUAUUUGGUCUCUAGGGAUCAUGGUGAUUGAGAUGGUGGACGGGGAACCACCCUACUUCAAUGAGCCUCCACUGCAGGCCAUGAGGAGAAUCCGAGACAACCUUCCCCCUCGGCUAAAAGAAUCACACAAGGUAUCGUCCGUGCUCAGAGCCUUUUUGGACCUGAUGCUGGUGAGGGAACCUUCACAGCGGGCCACAGCACAGGAGCUCCUGCAGCAUCCAUUCCUCAAGCUCUCAGGCCCUCCCUCGUGCAUCGUUCCUCUGAUGAGGCACUACCGCCAUCGCUGACCAACACAUGCAGUACACUACUACUUAUCCAGUCAUAUGUAACCAGUGGAAAAUCCACACUGACACUUGUAACCGUACGUAGUUUAGAUAACACGAACAAGAAAGCUAACUAUUAAUACAAAGUAAAUGGACACCACACUAAAGUGAAUAUCAUGGCCAUUAGUAGUGCCGCUGGCUUCAGUGGUGGGUGUCUGGAUCUUUAUUAGACAGCUAGUGACCAGUCUGUGGGAGUGAUGUGUGUGCUCUGUGUCCUGACUCCCUGUUGAGAGUUGUACUGUAGUAGCUGCAGUCUUGAGUUCAGACAGGGGGAAGCAGCAGUGAACCUGAUAAGCUGAGCGAUUGAUGAACAACAGGCGAUCAACGGCCUCUAUCCCUGAAUGCAAAAUCACUAAUGAUGGGUUUUUUCAGGAGAUAAGACGGGCUAUAAGCCAGAUUUGAAUGUCUGUAAGGGACAUAGUGUGUUACACGACUGAGGAAUCUCCUUUUUCACGCCUCUUCACACUAACAAUGAAAGUGUAUUUUAGUGGACUUGUAAGAUUUUCUCUGUACAGUUUUGAUAAUCUUCAGUAUUUUGUGGUGAUGUAACCAUUGUGAAAUGGGCAGUAUUGAAUAGAAUUAAAGAGUUUCUGCAAAAGAUCUUUCCUACUGUUUAUAAUCCAUUUUUGACUAAGAACUGUAGAUAUCCACACUAAACACACACCCUUACCUGUCAAAGAAACUGAAUAUAUUUAUUUACCCUACAUUUAUAGACAGAACUUCCAGUGAGUGUGGAGAGAGGUAUUGCCAGAAUUUUGUAUGCUGUUUUAAAGUAUUAUUUAUUUUUGAACUGAAACUUUAUUUUUCAGUAGUGUGGCCUUAGUUGUUUUUUUUUGUUGUUUUUUUUUUUUUUUCUGGUGUUUUGUUCUCAUUUUGAAUACGUAUAAAGAGCGAUGUUGGCUAUAUCAUGCAAGCAGGCUGUUUCAGACAAGCAAUAAUCACCACAGUUACAUCUUCACUGAUCGUGCAACUCUUUCUCACUUGAGAAACAACACAUUAUUAAGAUCUUUCUUUUUUUUUUUUUUUUAAAGCAUUGACACAAUGCUACUACCUUUAAGAAUUUAUGCUCAUCCAAGAAGAGCCUCUUAAAAUCCUAGCAAUACUUACAUGCUUGAGAUAUUUUCAUUUCAGUACUGUAAGUGGCACACGGUGUCUGUGACUCAGCCUGCAAUCCUGUUUCUAUUCCCAUUACUCACUGUGAUCUGUAAAUAUGAACAGUGUGUCUGCUUCUGGCAAAGCCUGAUGAAUGGUCAGACUUGAAUGAGUAUAUCUAACUGUUGUGUCGCUUUGUACAGUGAUCUUGCAUGUGUGUUAUCAGUAAAGCUGGUUUCAAUAAAAAAAAAAUUAAAAAAAAAGGAAAACAGAAAUAUCUGCAGCAUUAUUUUAAACGGCGUGUUUAUUUUACAUCAGGUCUAGCAUAUCAAACUUAUGCGCGGUGAGCCAAAAACAGACGUAAUUAAAAUAUGCUUUUAAUAGCCGUAAAUGAAU